Guyanagaster necrorhizus is the source of this 1110-nucleotide messenger RNA. RefSeq names its product S-adenosyl-L-methionine-dependent methyltransferase. The coding region runs from base 144 to 845 and encodes 233 amino acids. The transcript is spliced from 4 exons. The record is from RefSeq and is a predicted model, not a curated record. NCBI's taxonomy places the organism in Eukaryota, Fungi, Basidiomycota, Agaricomycetes, Agaricales, Physalacriaceae.
GUUGAUCAUACCUCACCAGCCUUGGCCAUCCAGCUGAUGAACAUGAAACGGGACCUCCCCACAGUCCCAAUUUCGAUCACUGAAACGCGUCUUGACCAUUAUAAAAUCAUCUACUAUUUACUUCGCUUCCCAGGGACACAGACAUGGUUGAGCACGACCGUGACAGCGACUUCGUCACAGCCAACGUGGACUAUUUCAACAAGGCGGCUAGCAACUAUGACAAAUCUCCCUUACUGACAGAGUUGAUUGAAAAGCAAGCUGCAUUCAUCCUCUCAGAUGGAUGGUCCUUCGAUCCAGAGUCGACGACCGUACUGAACUUCGCGUGUGGCUCAGGUUUAAUGGAAAGGAACCUCGUCGCCCACUGCAAGUAUAUCCAAGGCGUUGACAUUAGUCAAGGCAUGGUCGACCAAUACAACAAGACGGCCGAAACUCUUGGAGUCUCUUCCAAGAUGAGCGCAAUUGCUUACCAACUCAAAGGUCUACCAGAGGAGUUGGAAGGACGCAAAUUUGAUAUCGUACUAUGUACCAUGGCUUACCACCAUUUUGAAUCCACCGAAGAGAUUACCCGCAUCCUGACCUAUUUCCUCAAACCCGGGGGGACCCUCUUGGUCACCGGUCGAUUGAUCCCGGAUGCCGUGUCGCAGGUUGCGGACAUCCCGGAGCAGUACAAAGCCAUCGUUCCCCACAGAGCAGGAUUCUCAGAGGAAGAUAUGAGGAAGCUAUUUGAAGGAGCUGGGCUUGGGUCGUUCUCAAUGAAUGUCAUUCCUGGCGCCACUAUGGACGGCUUCUUCCCGGGAACGACCCACCCGAAGUUGUUCUUGGCAAGAGGUAUUAAGUCGUUUUAGGUUGAGCACCACGUCGCCCGAGGCCUCAUGUUUGUAUGACUAUGGCAUUGGAUGGAGACAUUUUCCCGAGGUGCUGCAAAAUAGCAAUCGGUUGAGUCGUAGCGAGAGUUCCGUUUCUUACCCAUGACGGUUUAUCUUGUUAUCUAGCUGUCAAAGUUUGGUAGAUGUCUCCCUGUUCAAAUUGAUAGUUCCUGUGAAGCUCGGAGUAUAGAGGGCUGAGAAGGCGACAGGAUCCUGGAGCAGGUCCUGAAGAUAAUGUGACCAG